Anoplophora glabripennis (Asian longhorned beetle) is the source of this 1167-nucleotide messenger RNA. RefSeq lists its product as uncharacterized. The record is from RefSeq and is a predicted model, not a curated record. Bases 1 to 1167 code for a protein of 388 amino acids. The transcript has a single exon. Lineage: Eukaryota; Metazoa; Arthropoda; Insecta; Coleoptera; Cerambycidae.
AUGAUGAUGAUGAAGUUAACGGAAAACGACCGCAAAAUGAUCCAUCAACACAUAAACUAUAUCCCUAGGGAUGUUUCACACUAUUCACGUGCAAAAUCAGAAAAGCAAUAUCUUACUCUUGAUUUAAAUAUUCAUAGACUUUUUAAAGCAUUUUUGAUGAAAAAUAAAGAAUCUUCUGUAAGUUAUAAGUUUUAUAGAAGUGUGUUUAAGAGGGAUUUCCCGAAUCUAAGCUUUCAUCGUCCUAGAGUCGAUACAUGCCAUACCUGCGAUAGGUUAAAUAGUGAGGCAAAGCAAAUUUCUAGUGCCGGCCGCAGUGCGACACAACAACUCGACCUUCGCCACCGAAAAGUGCAACAAUCUCUGGAAUAUAUGAAGAAUCAAACCGCAAAUUCACAACUACCUGGUAGUGAAAAAUGCUGCAUUACAUUUGAUCUGCAACAAGUAUUAUUUGUUCCUACGCUGACUCAUUCAGAUAUGUUUUAUCUGUCUCAGCUCUCUUGUUACAACCUGGGGAUACACUUGUCGGACUGUAACCAUGCUUUUAUGUGUAUGUGGCAUGAAGGUGUUAGUGGACGUGGCGGUAAUGAAGUGGCAUCUACCCUUCUUAAACUUUUAAAUUCUGGUGUCACACAAAAAAAGCAUUUGCUACUGUGGAGUGACAACUGUGCGGGACAAAACAAGAACAGAAUGGUGAUAUUUAUUUUAGUGUUCCUGGCUCUUCAUGAAGUUUUUGAGACAAUAGAGUAUAACUUUUUAAUAAGUGGUCAUAGCUUUAUGUCUUGUGACCGAAACUUCGCUCUCAUUGAAAAAAGAAAGCGUGUUAUGAAGGCCAUGGUGCCAAAUGAUUUACAUCAUGUAAUAACUUCCGCAAAAUAUGAUCCGCCAUUCGAAGUUAUUGACAUGUCUGUAAACGGAUUUUGGGAUAUAAAGGAAGCUGCUGACACAUUUCUUAACACUAAAACCUUAAAUAUCAGUAAGGCAGUAACAAUAAAGAUUAAUCAUAAAAAUCCAACAGUGCUUCAUAUAAAAGAAACUUUCUCCGAAAUAGAAGCCUGGAAGAAAACCAAUAUAUUGAAAAAAGGAAAAACCAUUGAAGAUUUAAAAUAUGCCGAAAUAAAACUUUUACCCCCUGUGAAUAAGAUUACCGAGAAUAAAAAAAAAUCCUGA